AGGCAGCAAGUUUGGGCAUCCUGGUGUGCAGAGCCCCCUGCCCCUGCUCACUGCCCGAACAGGAGGUCAGGACCCUGCACAGAUUUCUGGCUUUCCCUUGUUGCUCACUCCAUUGGCAGAUCCACAUCCAGUUUGGUUUCAUUAUGAGCACCAUUUGCAUGUAUACCAGUUCUAUGGAAUCCACCGAGUGAGGUUGUUACCCAAGCACUGCUCGUACGAUAUAACAAAGUGUAUUUAUACCUGCUACUCAGUCAUACUAUUAUCCCAAGACUCCGCAGUGUCAGGAUGGAUCCCAGCUCUGUUAAGUUCUAUCAUACACAUGAGUUUGAUGCAAAAACAAUACUUGAGAAAUAUUUUUCUACAACUACUGAUGAAAAAAUAUUUAGGGAAAUUGUAUUAUUUCCUUUAAGAAGUCUUCAGAAACUACAGGCUUCAGGUAACAUUAAAGGAGGAAUCUUAAUUGACUUUUCCACUGGACCUUCCCUUUCCCAUCUGUUCCCAAUAUGUGAAGAUUUCCAUGACAUCACUCUUCUAGAAACAAAUGAUUUCUGCAUUAAGGAACUGGAGAGCUGGAUAAAUAAAGAAGAGGAAGCUUUCGAUUGGUGUCAUUUAGCUGAAUUUCAUCCAGAACUGGAAGGCUACAGUGAAAAGUGGAUGGAAAAAGAAGAAUCUCUAAGAAGAAAUAUUAAACAUAUUGUGAAAUGUGAUCUCGACAAAGAGAACCCCGCCGAUCCCUUUGUCCUAGAGAAAGCCGAUUGUCUGAUAACUGUGUAUAUAUUACACCAUAUUAGCGAAGAUAAAGACUCUUAUCGCAAGAACCUGAUAAAAUUGUCUUCCAUGAUAAAAGUGGGUGGUCAUCUGAUUAUAGUUGGGGGAUUUAAUGCAACAUUUUUCUCAAUUGGUCAGCACAAGUACCAUGCCUUAAACAUUGAUGAAGACUAUGUAAGAAAGGUUAUAGCAGAUGUGGGCUUUACCAUUGAACAUCUUCAGACAUUAGAGAGCAAAUUAUGUCAUGAUGAUGUAACGUAUGACCACCUUUAUGUCCUUACAGCACGUAAAGUGAAGGAAGUUAAGUUAAACGAGUGACAGGGGUGGAAAAAUGAAUGCAGACUGAGGCCAAAAGAAAGCACCAAUAGGAGUAAUCAGUUCUAUUUUUUCUUUUCUUUUUUUUGGGGACUGACCACUCAGAAAGGGACGCUAGAUGCUAAUAUGGGUAGAAAAAAAUUCAGCUAGGAGUGAACUAUUGUGUGCUAAAAUGAUUCUAAUAAUUUUUCAUCCUGUAAAUUUCCUCUGCCAUUGCACAGAGAUAUAGGGGGUAAUACAGAGUUGUUAGCAAACCUGUUAGGCGCGGCGGUCCGUGACGCCGCUCCGACUGUUGCUGAGCGACGUCACGGUCGCCGCACCUCCCUCUUCCCCCGCCCGGCGCCUAGCAACGCCUGGACACCGUGCGUGCUGUAGCCGCCGGGUCCCUGGCAACGCUAGGACGCCGGGCGUCCACAGCCGCCAGGUCCAUGGCAACGGGGACGCCACUGGCGGACCGCAUUCCCCGUUGCCAGAUACUGAUUUCUUUUGAUUAGUUGCUCGUGCAGCAGGGCAGCUGCACGACAACUAUCAAUUAGGGUCUGGGGGCUGGUCUUGCUGGCUCCAGUGUCAUUGGUCAGUGGGGCCUUUUUAUUGGAAUCAAGCACAUUGCAGCCUCGCCGGUGAUAGCUUCCUGUAUGCUGUUCCUGCCCUGCAGAGUUAUUGUGUCCAGCGUGCUGUUAUCUGGUCGAUCCUGCUUCCUGUAUUCCUGAGUCCUGGAGUUCAGAAGCCGGUCCUGGGAAUCUCUCCAGUUCUCUACUCGAGUGUACCUGUAAACAGUCAUCUUGGGGUUCUCGCUCGUUGGGGUUCUCUCCCGGUUUGGUGAGUAACGGCUUCUGCCGUGUCUUGCGGCCUAGGUCGCUGAGUCCUUGUGUUUAUUUUGCACUGGUGUUUUUGCGGAGGUUUUCGCUCUCACUGUCCUCCCCGGUACACAACGGUGUCGUGUUGGGUGUGGACAGUGGUACCUUUGUUGUUCUUUUUCUUUGGCGGCGUGCCCCACAUAUAUUUAGUUUUAGGUUUCUUAGUAACCCCUAGCUCUCUGUUUGGUUUAGUUAGAGGUCCCCUUGUUGUCAUCCCGUCUCGGUUCACGCCUUGUCUCACACUAAGACCUGGGGGCAUCGGAGUUGGGCAGACCUAAUCUGCCCUUCAAACGCGGCUGCCGUGGGCCCAAGCAACCAUAGUCUCGCAGGCGUGAACUGACCACGCAGGUGAAACAACGGAGGUAGGUUGCUAGGGGUUACCAUCACACCUGGCCAUUAUUUCAGCGUCACAUUCUGGUGCUUUGGAGUUGCUACACUACACCUUUGUUCAGAGCACCAAGAACGUAACAAAACCAAAAAAGUUACCAA
Pseudophryne corroboree (corroboree frog) is the source of this 2429-nucleotide messenger RNA. Its product is annotated as nicotinamide N-methyltransferase-like. The record is from RefSeq and is a predicted model, not a curated record. NCBI's taxonomy places the organism in Eukaryota, Metazoa, Chordata, Amphibia, Anura, Myobatrachidae. Gene Ontology annotation, molecular function: N-methyltransferase activity. Gene Ontology annotation, cellular component: cytosol. The transcript has 5 exons. Bases 286 to 1086 code for a protein of 266 amino acids.